AAUCUUAAUCUUUUUCUCUCCUUUGCUUCCAGUUACUUUCAUCUGAUUAAUUUUAGGGAUUUUCGUUUAUUAGACCCGAAUAUAGAAAAUUAAAAACCGGAUGUAUUGUCGUGAUUAUAGAAUGUAGAAAUUCAAAACAAUUGGCUGGCUAUUAUGUUGAAUUUUGGUGUGGUUGCAUGGAAUUUGAAGUUCAAAGGGAAGCACGUGAUAAUUAAUUUUUUAGUAUAGGAAUUAAUCAUUGCUCGCAUUUUUUUAGGAAGGAACCAUGGAAACAUUUUUGUCGUUAAGUGUACUUUAGUCAUCAGUAAUUGCAUGAUGAUUGUCCUCCUGAAAUAGCUUGUCAGAAAUGCAGAAACAUGCUAAAUUAAGUGCCGUAUGGAAUUAAGCGCCUUACAGAAUAAAGGCCCACUUUGGAAAGGUCACUCAUCAUGAAAUUGAAUCCUAAACCGAACUCCAGCUUUGGAACAAAUCUUAAGCCAGAACCCGGUAUCACACCACUUUGGCUGACUUUUUGCUUCCAAAAUGUCACCCGAUAUAUCGGGAAAAUCACAAUGUAUUGGGGACUCAGGAAGAAUUUCCCAAAAGCUAUAAACAAUAGGUAAUAUCUUUCUCGUUGUGGCAACCCUUAAAUCAACGUCUUGGCACAUGUUGGGACCAAUGUUUAAAUAUUGAUACUAUGAACUCUCAAUUUUCUGAUGGUAGACGCUAUAGUGUCUGCAGCAAAGACUGAGACGAAGGCAGAGGCGAAGCCUGCCUUCGCUGAGGUAAUCUUUGGCAAUAACGUAUAUCAAAAACUAUGUGGAAAUAAUUACCUACAGUGGAAGCGGGUGAUUGAGGUCUAUAUAGCCAGUUGUGGGAAGAGUAUUCAUCUGUCAGAAGAUCCUCCUUCUCCACCUACCGCGACUUGGACACAGGACGAUGCUAUCUGACUAUAUGAGAUCUUGAAUACUAUGGAGGUUCGCAUUCAGGACUUGGUGCUUUAUUGCGAGACGGUCAAGGAGGAGCUUGGAAUGAGGAGGACGAUUGGCACAUGACGUGAGCGAAAUUAUCCUAUAUGUUGAAGUUAACAUCCAACCAAGCAAUCUGUACCAGUUCAAUACUUCAAUGCCAGCUUUGGACAAGCACUGUUGGUUUGAACGAGAGAAAAGUGCCACCAAGGAGGCGAUAUCUGUUCUUGAAAAGUUUGUCAGCUCUAUGUAUAGUAACAACCGUCCAACAUUGGGAUCUUGUAAUGCAAGAACUGUUACAAAAAAGAGGAAAACUUUUUCAGAGGAAACAAAUACGGAAAAUAUUGAAAAGACACAAAGGAAUGGAGCUGAUAGUGCAAAGGCUUUUGGUGAGCUUGUAGAAAAUGUUAGUUCGGAGGUCAGUAUGAACGUCGGAAGUAGUCUGUCACUCUCUCUGGUUAAAUUAACAGGAAGUGGGUUGCUGCUCUUUACAUUUACAAGUAAUAGCUUCCGCCAUGUUGUUGGUGUUCUAUCAAAUAUUCUUCAAGCUCUUGGAUCUGGUGAUUUGAAGCGACCCCUCUGGUGUAAUCGCAUAUUUCCUAUUCAGGAAACCUGUGUUUUAACGGAGAAGAACCUACAGACAGUCGUAUCAAAGCUUGUCCAAGAGUACUUGGGCAAGGAACAAGAGAGUCUUGAAAGGCCCAUUAAGUUUGCAGUGGCAUAUAACAGGAGAGGCGUCGAGGAGAUAGAAACGAAGAAUUCAAAAUCCGCAACAGAUUCCAAAAUACCACUUUUAUUGGAUCGAGAAAGCUGCUUUAAGAUUGUGGCUGGAGCAUUUAAAGAUGUCGCGAAGAACUCGGUUGUCGAUCUCAAAUCUCCUGAGGUGGCGGUGAUUGUUGAACUACUUCCUCUAUCAGGAGUACCCAAUGAAUCUGUAGUAGCCGGAGUGUCUAUUCUCCCACAUGAGCUGAUUGCUACCAAGCCAAGGCUUUGCGUCAAACCUCUGGUUUCAGAUACAAAGGCAACAAACAAAAGGAAUUGAGAAGAGAGAUUCUUCUCAGUUACAGGAGAUUUUGCUUUUGUUUUUGUUUCUGAGUAUUAUGAUACUAUUAUGGAACUUUAUGACAUAAUUAUAUGAUACUAUUAUGGAAUUGAGCAUACCUAUUUUGUUUUAUGUUUUUCAAA
This is a messenger RNA of Asparagus officinalis (garden asparagus), 2132 nucleotides long. RefSeq lists its product as uncharacterized. The transcript has 8 exons. The record is from RefSeq and is a predicted model, not a curated record. Gene Ontology annotation, molecular function: RNA binding. Gene Ontology annotation, biological process: tRNA modification. The coding region runs from base 1105 to 1989 and encodes 294 amino acids. Lineage: Eukaryota; Viridiplantae; Streptophyta; Magnoliopsida; Asparagales; Asparagaceae.